Pteronotus mesoamericanus is the source of this 2816-nucleotide messenger RNA. It is a transcript of the gene TRIOBP, whose product is annotated as TRIO and F-actin binding protein. NCBI's taxonomy places the organism in Eukaryota, Metazoa, Chordata, Mammalia, Chiroptera, Mormoopidae. Gene Ontology annotation, molecular function: actin filament binding. The transcript is spliced from 14 exons. The record is from RefSeq and is a predicted model, not a curated record. Gene Ontology annotation, cellular component: actin cytoskeleton. Gene Ontology annotation, biological process: positive regulation of substrate adhesion-dependent cell spreading. The coding region runs from base 163 to 1902 and encodes 579 amino acids.
GGAUGGAAGGGGCCGGAGUAGCGCCGGGGAAGGGAAGGGCCGGAGGAACGGCAGCAGGCGGCCGAGAGGGGCGGCGGCGGCGGGACUCCCGCGCCGCUCAGCCCGGCCCGAGAGCGUUUUCCACCUGCCUGCCUCCUGCUCCCACCGCCCCGGGGCGCCGCCAUGACGCCCGAUCUGCUUAACUUCAAGAAGGGAUGGAUGUCGAUCUUGGACGAGCCUGGAGAGUGGAAGAAGCAUUGGUUUGUGCUGACUGAUUCAAGCCUCAAGUACUACAGGGACUCCACCGCUGAGGAGGCCGAUGAGCUGGACGGCGAGAUUGACCUGCGCUCCUGCACCGAUGUCACCGAGUAUGCAGUACAGCGCAACUAUGGCUUCCAGAUCCAUACCAAGGAUGCUGUCUAUACCUUGUCGGCCAUGACCUCGGGUAUCCGGAGGAACUGGAUCGAAGCUCUGAGGAAGACCGUGCGCCCCACCUCAGCCCCAGAUGUCACCAAGCUCUCAGACUGCAAUAAGGAGAACACGCUGCACAGCUACAGCACCCAGAAGGGCUCCCUGAAGGCAGGGGAGCAGCGCGUGGGCUCCGAGGUCAUCGGCCGGGGCGGCCCGCGGAAGGCAGAUGGACAGCGGCCGUCCCUGGACUACGUGGAGCUCUCCCCGCUGACUCAGGGCUCCCCGCAGCGGGCCCGCACUCCGGCUCGCACCCUCGACCGCCCAGCCAAGCAGGAGGAGCUGGAGCGGGACCUGGCCCAGCGCUCUGAGGAGCGACGCAAGUGGUUCGAGGCCGUGGACAGCAGGGCCGCAGAGACACCAGCUGGUGAGGGGCCACGCCGGGGCCUGGGCGCCCCACUGACCGAGGACCAGCAGAGUCGGCUCAGUGAGGAGAUUGAGAAGAAGUGGCAGGAGCUGGAGAAGCUGCCCCUGCGGGAAAACAAGCGGGUGCCUCUCACCGCCCUGCUCAACCAGAGCCGCGGAGAGCGCCGGGGCCCCCCGAGUGACAGCCACGAGGCGCUGGAGAAGGAGGUCCAGUCUCUUCGUGCCCAGCUGGACGCAUGGCGUCUCCAAGGGGAGGCUCCUCAGAGUGCACCCAGGUCCCAGGAGGAUGGUCACAUCCCCCCAGGCUACAUCUCACAGGAGGCGUGGGAGCGCAGCUUGGCAGAGAUGGAGUCCUCGCACCAGCAGGUGAUGGAGGAGCUGCAGCGGCACCACGAGCGGGAACUGCAGAGGCUGCAGCAGGAGAAGGAGUGGCUUCUGGCUGAGGAGACGGCCGCCACGGCCUCAGCCAUCGAAGCCAUGAAGAAGGCCUACCAGGAGGAGCUGAGCCGGGAGCUGAGCAAGACACGGAGUCUCCAGCAGGGCCCAGAUGGCCUCCGGAAGCAGCACCAGUCAGACGUGGAGGCGCUGAAGCGGGAGCUACAGGUGCUGUCAGAGCAGUACUCACAGAAGUGCCUGGAGAUCGGCGCCCUGACGCGGCAGGCUGAGGAGCGCGAACACACGCUGCGGUGCUGCCAGCAGGAGGGCCAGGAGCUGCUGCGCCACAACCAGGAGCUGCAUGCCCGCCUGUCCGAGGAGAUUGACCGGCUGCGCGGCUUCAUCGCCUCGCAGGGCACGGGCAAUGGCUGUGGGCGCAGCGAGCGGAGCUCCUGUGAGCUGGAGGUGCUGCUGCGCGUGAAGGAGAACGAACUUCAGUACCUGAAGAAGGAGGUGCAGUGCCUCCGGGAUGAGCUCCAGAUGCUGCAGAAGGACAAGCGCUUCACCUCAGGAAAGUACCAGGACGUUUACGUGGAGCUGAACCACAUCAAGACGCGGUCAGAGCGGGAGAUUGAGCAGCUGAAGGAGCACCUGCGUCUUGCCAUGGCAGCCCUGCAGGAGAAGGAGGCGGUGCGCAACAGCGUGGCCGAGUAGAGGUCCCUGUGGUCCAGCCCAGCUGCAGACCUCCCAGUCCAAGGGGACCAGUUGCCCUCCUUCCCUGCUGGAUGGAAGUCAGAAGCCAAGCUUUCUCCCCACCCUCUGUGGGCUACAUGUGCACUCGCAACUACCACACACAUGCACAUACAGGCACACACCACACACACAGGCACGCACCGCACACACAGGCACACACAGGCACGCACCACACAGGCACCACAUGGGCGUACACUGCACAGGCACACACCACAUGCACAGGCAUGCAUACCACACACAGGUGCACGCCACACAGACCCCGCACGGGCACGCACACAGACACCGCAGAACACACACCACAUGCACAGGCACACGCAGACACUUCACAGGCACACACCAGCACACACACCACACACAUGCACAGAUGCGUGCACACACACACUCUGCGUAUCUGAGCGCGCCCCUCGCACUGGGUCUUACCUUGCACCUUCUUCAGGAUUUUAUAUGUGAAGAGAUUUUUAUAUGUAGACUUUUUUCUUUUUUUUUUCCAGAAACACUUUGUACUUUUUAAAAAACAAUUCCAGGUGGCCAUGUGCCUCCAACACUGGCUCCCCUCGGUCUCCAGCCUCCUGCUGGGGUUCUGGGCCUGUGGCCCUGCCCUGGGGCCUGGCAGUGGCCACAGCCAGGUUUGACUCCGGUGGGAGAGGCAAGGAGCCAGCCACCCUCCUCCUACCCUACCUCCCACUAAUUACUUCCUGCCCCGGGGAUCCGCACCCUGGGACUCGGGACAGAUGGGCAUAGGGAGCCGGCCUCUGUCUCCAUGACCCCACCUCUCCUUCCAGCAGGGUGCUGGGCGUGGAACUGCUGGAGCUGCCCCGUGAAGGCGGUUCUUUUCUGCUCCAUCAGCCUUCUUAACUUAAUAAAACGUUCCCGCA